This is a messenger RNA of Cuscuta europaea, 1295 nucleotides long. Lineage: Eukaryota; Viridiplantae; Streptophyta; Magnoliopsida; Solanales; Convolvulaceae. The record is from the annotation of a GenBank genome assembly.
UUGAAAUAUACAAAAAGCCAAAAUUACCAUUAUAAAAGGAACUGAGGUUAGUUUGAAAAACUGUACUCAACCUUGGAGUAAAAAACCAACACACGUCUUAGUGCGACAAUCGUACCUAACAUAACACACGAUUUUAAUUUUAAUUUUAAUUAUAAUUAAUAAAAGAAAGCUUUAACCCCCCUUCGGAGUACGGAAUCCGUCAUCAUCUCAAUCCCCGCCGUGGCCGUCGUGUACCGGAAUUGACCGCAGGCGGCCAUAUGGAUGAUGAUUACCUGAAGCUGUUCGUGGAGGAGACGUCGUUUUACAACCGGGUUGUGCUGGGGACGCUCUUACCGGGAAAUGUGUUGACCGACGUGCCUCACUUCCUUCAGGGGUGGCUCCGCAACCUCAUCGCCGGAACCCUAGUUUAUCUCUUCUCCGGUUCAAUCUGGUGUUUCUAUAUUUACUACUUGAAGCGCCAUGUUUACUUCCCUAAAGAGAGGAUCCCAAGCAAGAGGGCAAUGAUGAUGCAAAUAGGAGUUGCAAUGAAGGGAAUGCCAUUGUACUCGGCGUUACCCACGAUAUCAGAGUACAUGAUCGAGCGGGGGUGGACGAAAUGCUUCCCCCGCAUCAGCGACGUCGGAUAUCUCCAUUAUCUUCUCUACCUAAUCGUUUACUUUGUCAUUGUGGAAUUCGGGAUCUACUGGAUGCACAGAGAGUUGCAUGACAUAAAACCUCUGUACAAGUAUCUGCACGCCACUCACCAUAUCUACAACAAGCAAGACACCCUCUCUCCCUUUGCCGGAUUGGCUUUCAACCCUCUUGACGGGAUAUUACAGGCGACCCCUCACGUGGCUGCUCUCUUCCUCGUACAUACACACCUCCGAACGCAUAUAGCCUUGUUGUUUGUUGAGUGUGUUUGGACAACGAAUAUUCAUGACUGUAUAGAUGGCAAGGUGUGGCCUGUCAUGGGUGCUGCUUAUCAUUCCAUUCACCAUACCACCUAUCGCCAUAACUACGGCCACUUCACCAUAUGGAUGGAUUGGAUGUUCGGAACUCUUCAGAAACCCAAAUCCACCGACAAGUUCAUCAAGAAGAAUAGCAUGUGAUUGAUAAGUUCAUCAAGAUGGCUAAAAUCCAUCUUCACCUUUUCUUUUAAUCUGUGUUUUCUAUAUAUGCAUGUAAAUCAAAGCUUUGCAUUUCAACUAACAAAAAAUUACGGAGUAAUGUGGAACAUUAAUUUGUAAUGUUUAUUAAUUUCAGAAUUCCAUGUAUGCUUUUCUUUCUCUAUGUUAAUGCUCCUGCAUUUUAAGUUA